AGUUAGGCGGCCUUCGGGGAGGAAAUGCGCAUGCGCUCCUACCGAGCUCGGUCAGGGCAGAGAGCCGAGCAUCGAAGUCGGCUGCUCGUUAAAAAGGGGCGGGGCAGGUCUACCUUGGCAAGGUGGGAAAAGCCGUGAAUGGCGAAUUCCAGAGACAGGCGCGCAGUCUGUCCAAUUAAAGAGGAAGAUGCCUUCCUUGAGGCGGAGCUUCCAGCCGGGUGAGGGACGCUGAGGAGCCGCCGCGUUGCCUGCCGGCCGGCCUGGCUAGCCAGCUUCUGCCCGCAGGAACAUGCAACAUACAGCAGCUAAAUAAGUGACCUGAGCUCACCAGUGUUGAGACAACUCUGCGGAUUUCCUGUGUAUUUCCAGGCACAAUUCUCAGUGCUGGUGUGCAUCUUGCAAAGCUCUUGAGGACCUGGAUCUUGGAAGAACUUGCCCAGUCACUGAGGCCUUCACUGGAGGCCCUUCUCCAGAACUGCCACCCUCCGAGGUCAGGUGGAUGGCUUUAUCCUGAACGGUGUGUUCAGCCAUGUUCCCUGAGUUAAUGAUUCUCGAGAAGGUGGCCCUGAGCUGGACGGAGAGCAAGUGAGAACUCUGUCAAAGCCCCAGCUCAGCAGAAACCCCGGCAAGUGACUGCCGCUCACAGACUUGGACAGCUGCUGAUUCCCUGCCUCCCUCUCGGCACAAACGCCUCCUCCUCCUCCUCCGAGCACGUUGGUGCCAACCCUCCCCUCUGCUUGCAUCUACAAGCAGGUUUGCUGCUCCUGUGCACUGGAGUUCUAAGAAGGGGGAAGAUCUUCCUCUUCUUCUCCUUCCUUCAAGAGGACAACUCCGGCCUCACGAUGGCAGGAAAGGGCUAUGGCUAUUACCGGCUGGUGAUCUUCACGGCCAUGUACGUUGGCUACACCCUGUACUACUUCAACAGGAAAACCUUCUCCUUUGUGAUGCCUUCCAUUAUGGAGGAGAUAGACCUUGAUAAAGAUGACUUGGGCCUGAUCACCAGCAGCCAGUCAGCAGCCUACGCAAUCAGCAAGUUCAUCAGCGGAGUCCUGUCGGACCAAAUGAGUGCCCGCUGGCUCUUCUCCGCUGGCCUCCUGCUUGUGGGCGUAGUCAACGUGGUCUUCUCUUGGAGCUCCACUGUGGCCGUCUUCGCUGGGCUGUGGUUCCUCAAUGGGCUGGCCCAAGGUCUAGGGUGGCCCCCGUGUGGGAAAGUGCUGCGCAAGUGGUUUGCACCUUCCCAGUUUGGGACUUGGUGGGCAGUCCUCUCCACCAGCAUGAACCUGGCAGGGGGGCUGGGCCCCAUUGUGGCAGCUCUGAUGGCCCUGAGCUACGCCUGGCGCACCACCCUGGCUCUCUCCGGCUCCGUCUGCGUGGUUGCCUCGUUGGUGUGCCUGCUCCUCAUUAAGAACGAGCCCUCCGACGUGGGACUGCCCAGCGUUGAGCCUGGGCCCAAGAAGGGGGGAAAGGGCUCCGCGGCCGACGACAGCACCCUGGCUGAGUUGCUGCUCUCCCCCUAUCUCUGGGUCCUGUCUACCGGCUACUUGGUGGUCUUUGGCGUGAAGACCUGCUGUACCGACUGGGGGCAGCUCUUCCUUAUCCAGGAGAGAGGACAGUCUGCUCUUGUGGGAAGUUCCUACAUGAGUGCCUUGGAAGUUGGGGGUCUGCUUGGAAGCAUUGCAGCUGGCUAUCUCUCAGACCGAGCAGUGGCACGGGUGGGCCUGUCCAUCUACGGCAACCCUCGGCACGGGCUGCUCCUUGCCAUGAUGGCUGGCAUGUCUGCUUCCAUGUACGUCUUCCGGGUCUCAGUCACAGCCAGCUCUCCCAAGGAAAGCAGUGCUUGGAUUCUGGCCUUCCACCCUCUUGCUAACCUCGUGGGCUUAACAGAACAUGAGCUGUGGAUCCUGAUACUCGGAGCGAUCUUUGGAUUUUGCUCUUAUGGACCAAUUGCACUGUUUGGAGUCAUAGCCAACGAGAGUGCCCCCUCGAACCUGUGUGGAACUUCUCAUGCCAUCGUAGCACUCAUGGCGAACGUUGGAGGGUUCCUGGCAGGGUUGCCCUUCAGCACCAUCGCCAAGCACUACAGCUGGGGGACGGCCUUCUGGGUCGCCGAAGUGACCUGCGCUGCCAGCACGGUGGCCUUCUUCCUCCUGAGGAAUAUCCGCACCAAGAUGGGACGCUUGCCAAAGAAGGUGGACUGAAGUGCAGCCGCGCUGGCUCCACCGGGGACGGGCCAGCUCCCCCAGCCCCACCAGCCCAGGAGGGCAGUGGACCGGAGGCAGAACUCAAGGCCUCGGUCCCGCCGCCUUUUGCCCAAGCCAGGCACAGCCUCCCUCUCCCACCACUCGGCUGCCCUCAGCUCGCACGCUCAGAAGCACAAGGGGGGCUGAGGCCAGUGCUCUCAGCCCGACCUGCUGGGCAGCAACAGCCCCUCCUGCUGACCCCCCUGGCAGCCCCCUUCUCCCCUCUUUCUUUAGCGUGUUAAGGGAAAUAGGACUGAUGCCUUCGCCAGAAUGCUAGGUUCUGUGGUCAGCAACAGGCGUUUGCCCUUGUGUGUCAGCAAGUUCCACUGAGGUGCUCUUGAACUAGAGGAGACGGCUUUCUUCUGUCAUCUCAGUCUUUUGACUUCAGCUGGGUGUAGCUGGAGCGCAGAGGCACUCGGGUGUAGCCAGGUAUAUACACAGACUAAGACAUACUUAAAGCUGGAGCAGAGAAUGAAGGCCACAAAAAUAAACUUAUUAGUACCACAAGGCCAUAAGGUGCUACUGCCUCUUUUCCUCUUCACCUCAAUCUUAUCAUCUCAGUAAUGAGAAGGUCUAGCCACUAACCACAGCAGUGUUUGGGACUGUCUUGGAGAAUUCUCUUGCAAAGACUGAAAGACAGGGCCCCGGGACAAAGUGAGGGGAAAGACCCUUUGCCCUCUGCCACUACCAGCAAGGAGAGGUAAGCCUGGUCCCAACUUGAUAGCUCACUGCUGCAUCCUGCCCUCCCUCCUCAACCUCUUCCUGCCAUUCCCCUUCCCUUGUGCAUCUCUGUCUUUUUAGUGUGUAAGCCUGAGGGCCCAGCUCGGGUCAUCUCUUGAUCACCGUGAGCUGCUUUGGGAGACAACAUUUGUCUGAGCAGCGGGGUAAAAAUAAUCUAUGACCGAUUCCAUGCCAUGAUAAUUGUAACAAAGUGGUCACUGCCUGCAAUAAAGGACAAUGCAAUCCAA
Messenger RNA from Hemicordylus capensis (graceful crag lizard), 3208 nucleotides. It is a transcript of the gene SLC37A4, whose product is annotated as solute carrier family 37 member 4. The record is from RefSeq and is a predicted model, not a curated record. Bases 843 to 2198 code for a protein of 451 amino acids. The transcript is spliced from 11 exons. Gene Ontology annotation, molecular function: glucose 6-phosphate:phosphate antiporter activity. Lineage: Eukaryota; Metazoa; Chordata; Lepidosauria; Squamata; Cordylidae. Gene Ontology annotation, biological process: phosphate ion transmembrane transport; glucose-6-phosphate transport. Gene Ontology annotation, cellular component: endoplasmic reticulum membrane.